This is a messenger RNA of Pollicipes pollicipes, 1085 nucleotides long. Its product is annotated as putative N-acetylated-alpha-linked acidic dipeptidase. Gene Ontology annotation, molecular function: carboxypeptidase activity. The transcript has 6 exons. Lineage: Eukaryota; Metazoa; Arthropoda; Thecostraca; Pollicipedomorpha; Pollicipedidae. Bases 1 to 948 code for a protein of 315 amino acids. The record is from RefSeq and is a predicted model, not a curated record.
AUGGUGGCCGACGUCUCCGAAGGCUGUGAGGUCAUCACCGCAGAUGCGGGUGACCGCAGUGGCGGCCUGCUCGGGCCGCAGGCAGUGGACGGCCGUGAGCACGUGUCGGUGACCGCCCCGGAGCCGGCUCUCGGCUUCAGCACGCUGUACGACCACUGGCGUGGCCGCGAGAAGGGCAACCUCUUCAGCUACAGCCUCGGCUCACCCAGCGAGCACUGGUCCUUCUACCAGAUGCUCGGCACGCCCAUCGUCUACAUGAUGUGGGAAAUCGACUUUGCACGCUGGAGCUGGAACGACUUCCCGCUCUACCACACCGUGUACGAGACGUUCUCGGCCAUGGCGCACCUGGACCCGGAGUUCGUGUAUCACCAGGCGCUGGGGCGGCUGUGGGCCGUGCUGGCCCAGCGCCUGGCCCAGCAGCCGCUGCUGCCCAUAGACGUGCGCGACGUGGAGAAGCCUCUCCGGCUGGGCCUUGACCACAUCAGACGGAGCUACGGCCAGCUGAUGGACCGGCACAACGUGUCGCUCGGCGGUCUGGAGCGGGCCGUGCAGCGGUACGUGACUGCAGCACAGCGGUUUCACAAGAAGAUCAUCUCACGCACCGAUUAUAGUGAUCUGGAGCUUCGACAGAUCAACGAUCAGAUGGUCGGCGUCGAGAGAUCAUUUGUCGAUCCAAACGGUCUUCUGGUCGAUGAACAAAACCGGAACGCCGUGUUCGGCACAGACCCGGACCACGAGUACAACGGCGUGCUGUUCCCAGACGUGGUAGAGACGCUGCUGCAGGUCAGCGAGCAGUCGGAGCAGCCCGAUCUCUGGCAGUGCGUGCGUCGCGCCCUAGCCGCCGCCAUCUUUGUGGUGAACGGCGCCGCGGCAUCGCUGGCCGACCCAAGUCAUUUCGUGCGGCCCUGGCCAGAGACUGAGCCAGACCAGACCCUGACCAGAAACUGAGGCGGCUUCGACCAGAGACUGGGGUGACCCUAGCCAGAGACUCAGGCGACCCCGACCAUGGACUGAGGCGACUUUGGCCAGAGACUGGGGUGCCCCUGGCCAGAGACUCAGGCGACCUGACUGGGACUGAGGUGACU